AUGGUGAUGAUCGGUAAGCUCGACUGCGAACGAGUUCAAAAACCUUCACUCGAAUCGAAUCAUAGGGAAGUUCGAUUAGUUGAAAAUGGUCCAUCUUGUCAUUCGAAAAAUUCGAAAAAAACAAUCGAAAAAGCUAGCAACAUUGCUCAAAAAGCUGCAGAGGAGGCCAAAGCUGCAUCAGAAGCUCAGAAUAUUGCUGGUCAGCAAGCAGCACAUCAAGUGAAAGCACAAUUGGCGGAGAAGGCGUUACAAGCUGCGAGAGCUGCUGAAGCAGCAUUAUCGGGAAAAGAAGCGAUGGUUCAACAAUUGCAAGAAGAAGUUAAGGAAUCACAAACGGUCGUUCAAGAAGAAAUGGCAUCCUUGCAGCAAGCGAAAUCUAACGUUAACGCUGCAGUCGAGGCUGCAAGAGAAUCACAAGAGCAGCUGAAGACGCUCACACACGCAAUGCAAACGGCUAAGAGAAACGCAGCUAAUUCCAAAUUGGCAGCAGACGGUGCACAGAAGUCUUUACACGAGAAGGAAGAAUUACUCGAGGCAGCUAAGAGACGUCUCGAAGAACUGAACAGCGAAUUACGAGUUGCCAAACAAGAUUUAAUAAAUACGAAUCGAGCAGCGGCCAAAGCAAACGAGGCUGCACACGAAGCCAAAGCCAAUGCAAAUCGCAACAAAAGAAAAUCCUUGUUACGUGCAAAAACCUCGAAGGAUAGGUUAGACGGGAGUUUAAAAAAUGUAAAUCAAAUCGUCGAUAUUGCUCAAAAAGCUGCAGUGGAUGCCAAAGCCGCGCAGGAUGCUCAAAAUAUUGCAGGUGCACAAGCAUCUCGUCAAGUGAAAAAUCAAUUGGCAGGAAAAGCAAUACAGGCAGCAAAAGCAGCAGAGGCAGCACUUGCUGCAAAAGAAGCAAUGGUAGAACAACUCGAACGAGAGACAAAGGAGGCAGAGACCGUAGUUCAGGAAGAAAGUUCUUCGCUACAACGUAAUCAAGAAAAUGCGAAUAUUGCAAUACAAGCAGCACGACAAGCUCAAGAACAAGUCAGAACGUUGACGCAAGCAAUACAAAUAGCAAAUCUGAAUUUGGGAAAUGCACGAACGACAGCCGAAGGUGCUCAGAGAGAAUUCGAAGAAAAGCAAGAUCUUCUCGAGGCAUCGAAACGAAGAGUAGAAGAUCUAAUAAAACGUUUUGAUUCAGCUAAGAUCGAAUUAGCAAACACAAAGCGAGCUGCUGACAAGGCCACUGAAGCUGCACGUCAGGCCAAGGUCAACACAGAUCGCAACAGGCGUAGAAAAAACUUUUACCAAGAUUGAAUUGGAGUAAAGUCGGAGGUGUCUCUUUUUCUCCUUCCUUCUUUUUUCAUCUUUUGUAAAUAAACGUGAAUGCAAUGUUGUUUCUUUUUUUUCUGUUUCUUUUUUUUAUUAAAUAAUAAUUUCAUUUAUUCACAAUCUUUACAAGAAAUUAAACAAAGAUGACAAUUGUUUUGUUUUUUAUUUAGAUAUGAAAUGAUUAAGAUUUAAU
This is a messenger RNA of Polistes canadensis, 1510 nucleotides long. RefSeq names its product CAP-Gly domain-containing linker protein 1-like. The coding region runs from base 1 to 1302 and encodes 433 amino acids. The transcript is spliced from 7 exons. The record is from RefSeq and is a predicted model, not a curated record. Lineage: Eukaryota; Metazoa; Arthropoda; Insecta; Hymenoptera; Vespidae.